Molecule: messenger RNA, 2096 nt
Organism: Phoenix dactylifera (date palm)
Lineage: Eukaryota; Viridiplantae; Streptophyta; Magnoliopsida; Arecales; Arecaceae
Source: RefSeq, a predicted model, not a curated record
UUGGGGACUAUUAUAGGCAUGAUGGUUUCUUGUUUAAGAAAAAUAAGUUGUGUGUGCCUGUUUGUUCCUUGCGUGAAAUGCUAGUUAGAGAAAGUCAUGGUGGUGGAUUGAUGGGACAUUUUGGGAUAAAAAGGACCUUAGAAAUAUUGCAUGAGCAUUUUUAUUGGUCUAACAUGAAGCAUGAUGUGCAAUCGGUCUGUGACAAGUGCAUAGCAUGUAAACAAGCUAAAUCUAAAGUCAUGCCCCAUGGCUUCUAUACACCUUUGCCUGUGUCUAAUCAACCCUGGACUGAUAUUUCAAUGGAUUUCGUGUUAGGAUUACCUCGAUCUCAAGGUGGCAAAGAUAGUAUAUUUGUCGUUGUUGAUAGGUUUAGUAAAAUGGCACAUUUCAUUGCAUGCUCUAAAACCAAUGAUGCAACACAUAUUGCUGAUCUGUUCUUUAAAGAGAUAAUGCGCUUGCAUGGAUUGCCUAGAACAAUAGUAAGUGAUAGGGAUGUAAAGUUCCUAAGUCAUUUUUGGAAAACUUUGUGGAAUAAACUAGGAACAAAACUCUUAUUUUCUACUGUUGCACAUCCUCAAACGGAUGGACAAACUGAAGUAGUAAAUAGAACACUUACUACCUUGUUGCGUGCUAUCAUUAAAAAGAAUUUGAAAAAUUGGGAGAAAUGCUUGCCACAUGUUGAGUUUGCUUAUAAUAGAACUGUUCAUUCUACUACUUCUUAUUCUCCUUUUGAAGUUGUGUAUGGCUUUAAUCCUUUGACUCCUUUAGACAUCUUACCUUUGCCUACUAAUGAGUGUACCAAUUUGGAUGGUAAGAAAAAGGCGGAUACUAUUAGGGAAUUGCAUGCAAAAGUUCGAGCCAACAUUGAGAGGAAGAAUGAGCAAUAUGCAAAGCAAGCAAAUAAGGGGCGUAUUAAAGUUAUUUUUGAACCAGGAGAUUGGGUUUGGGUUCAUAUGAGGAAGGAGAGGUUUCCCACUCAAAGAAAAUCUAAGCUGCAAACAAGAGGAGAUGGACCCUUCCAAGUUCUAGAGAAGAUCAAUGACAAUGCCUACAAGUUGGACUUGCCAAGUGAAUAUGGUAAUGUAAGUGCUACCUUUAAUGUGGCUGAUCUAUCUUUGUUUGAUGUAGGUGAUGAAUCUGAUUCGAGGACGAAUCCUUUUGAAGAGGGAGGGAAUGAUAGAGACGCAACCAAUGAUAGAGACGCAACAGAAUCAUCAACUGGAUGCGCUCCACCCAUCGCCGUGCCUCCUCCUGAGGUUGGAUUGGGAUCCAUGGUCGAGGAUGAUGCAUCCGCCAUUCCCACCAUGGAAGUUACUGUAGAGGUCGUCUCCUUCAUUUCUGAGAUUGCAGGGAUGGUGUUCAGCAACGACACCCUCCUCACCAAGUACAACAAAAGAGCAACCGAAGCUGGUGGAGCUCAUCCCUUACCUAGAAAGGGACCUAGACCGGCCUCGACUUCGAUCCCUACGGAGGCCAGGGAUCUUGAGGCUGGGACUUCCGACCUCAUUCAGAAGAACAGCAAAAAGAAGCACCACCACGAAAUUGACGUGUUAGCUUCCGCGAUAGCUGACUAUCAAAGCCUGGCUUGGAGGAGCCAGAAAGGACAAGAGCUCGCGAAUAAAAAGCUCGCUGAAGCCGAGGCCAAGUGGAAGGAAUCCACCGUGAGGGUGGAGGCUGCCAAGUUCGAGCUUAAGUUCAAGACCGAGCGCCUUGAGGAGGAAGCCUCGCAUGCUCUCACUAGGUCGGCACUUCGUGCUUCCAAGGCAUGCUUAGUCGACACCCAGUUUGAGCUCGCAGGCCAAAAAUACGAGGUGGGAAUCCUACGGUUGAAAGUUAAGCAACUAGAAGCUCGAGAGGAGAAGGUGAUAGAACAGGCUCGGAAUGCGGUGCAUAUUUUUUGCGAGUCGGCCGAGUACCGAGAGGAGUUGGAGGACGAGGCUGUCGAUGGGCUUAUUCGCGGCUUCGAGGAUUUUCGGGGUCAGGUGCAAAGACUUUGUCCCAAGAUGGACUUUAGCAACCUUCAGCAUCGUUUGUUCGAGGCCGUUGAGGAUGAUGGUGCGCCCGAGAGUCCCGUCCCUGUGGUCGUUGAGGCCUAG